UAUGGAGUCUUCAGUUGCGAGAGUUGUGCGAAAUUCUUCUACCGAUAUCUUCUGAAGCCUUCGAAGUUCGUGUGCGCUAACAAUGGGAACUGUUCGCUGAAGAUCGACGUUCCCGGCGGUCGAUGCAAGUCAUGCCUAUUGCAGGCGUGUCUACAGAAAUAUAUAAUCGACCCGAAAAAGCACCCGAAGAUAUUUCAGAGGUCGCCGGCGACUCCGGGAGACAAGAACGCGGUGGCCGGCGCUCUCAUCAACCAGAUUCCCGCUAACGUUCAAAUCAAAAUCAAUCCGAAGCCCAAACUGAUGGCUAAACCAAUCAUCAAACAAGAGAUCUCAACGGAUGACAAGCCCGGACCGGACACACCUCUGCCUACGCUCACCACUUUGGUCACCGCAGCCGUUACCCCAAAGGCGGCCACUAAUGGUAUCGUAAUAAAGGCUUCGCCGGCGGGUUCUGGCAAACGGAAGCAGCAGUUCAAUGAAGACGGCGUUGCAAUCACUAGAAGCCGACGGAUCGGGUGCCGCGAAUGUCCCGGUUGUUUGGCCGACGACUGCGGUCAGUGUCUGUACUGUUUGGAUAAACCCAAGUUCGGGGGCAAUGACGUGAAGAAGCAGAGGUGCAUCAAACGGCGCUGUCAUAGAGCCAACUAUACCUAACACUAUAGCGUGUGAUUCAAUUCAGUCUGAAUCGGAAUAUAAGGAAUCAUUUAUUGGUUUAUCAUUUAUAUUACUUUUUGAUCGACUUUUGUCUUUAAAUUACAAUCAAUUAUAAGUUCUUUUCCUCACUUUAUCUCUCUUUCACUUUCUUUUCUUUAUAUUUAAUUUAAUUUUCCUAUCGAUUGAUAAAUUAUUUAGAAGUUUAUUAUUGAGGCUUUAAAGAGAUAUAUGUUAUGCUAAAAAUAUUAUUAUUAUUAUUCCUUCAAUUAUAUGAUUAUAACAAAUGGUAGUAAUUGUUUAAUAAUCAUGAAUUGUUCACACAUUUGCUGUAAUAUUAAUAUUAUUCGUAUUGAAAGCAACAUAAAACACGACAUAUAUUUGUUAAUUAAAUAUUAAGACUUCAACUCUUUAUCCAUUAUAUUAUAAGAAGUAAUUGAAGAUUCAAUUUGGGAAUCAAAUUAUAAUUUUUCUAUUAUUCUGUCCUUUAUUUUUAAUAAUCCAUUUUUGAGCAUAAAUUGAAUUAAAAAUAUAAUUUUAGAACAAAAUAAUGUAAUAA
Messenger RNA from Medioppia subpectinata, 1210 nucleotides. The record is from the annotation of a GenBank genome assembly. Lineage: Eukaryota; Metazoa; Arthropoda; Arachnida; Sarcoptiformes; Oppiidae.